CACGCGGGCAAAUGCCCGCUGCCUUCCAUCUGUUCUGUCAUCGAUAAUUCGACCCUCCGAUUCCGAUCUAACUCCUUGCCCAACCAUCUUCCAUCGCCAUUAUCUCCGUCUUCGCCGCCGCCGCCUCUCCGUGUACCUGACUUCAGCCUCUCGCUAUCGCUUGCUGUCCGCCUUCUCCUUGGCUUUCCCACCCCCACGCUUCUCGGACGCACACUCGGCGCUUGUUUCACCCCGGGCAUUGUGUCGGAGGUUUGGGGUGCAAAGGACGCAAGACACGGCUGAGAAGGGACCCAAGAGGAGGCAGAGAUACCCAGGAUCCCCCGAUAGACGAGAUCGAGGCUCGGAGAGCGCCGCCCAAAUGCAGGCUCCGAACCCUUCCCAGCGCUCGCUGCAGCGACGGUCCCCCGGACCCGAAGGCCCUACCUCGUCCAACGCCUCCGCGCGCUCCAUGUCGCCGGCGAAUAUGCAGCCUCGCUCCUCGACGGCUUCAAGUAGAUCGACUGGCAGCUCAAGACGAAAUCAAUCCAAUGGGUCCAUGCCACUGUCCCAGAUAGAAAAGAGCGUGACGCAUCUGCUUGUCGCUACGAAGCAGCUCCUCGAAACGUUGACACAAUGGUCGCUUGGUCAGGCUACGGAUACGCAGGUAUCAGACGUCUAUGUUCGGCUGGGUUACGAGUUUAACAUGGCCUGCCGUGCUUUCACCGCGAUCAACGUCGACACGUCUGACCUCGGGAACGUGCCUGAGAAUUUGAGACAUAUACUGGAAGCCACCCUUAGCCAAGAGGCCAAUAAGGAAAGCCUGGAGAAAUAUCUUCCUCGGAUACGAGAUAUCAUCAUCCACCUCCUACACGGCCUAAAAAGAAAGCAACAGAAACUCCGCCAGAAACAGACUAAGGAUAAGGAUGGCGGCAGUUCGCCGGAAUCGGCUGGUAUCGCGAAUCGUACCAUGAGUAGCGGCACCAGCGGAAGCAAUGGCACCGGCCUCGUCACCCUUCUAAACGAAGGCCUCGAGAACGGGUACGGUGUCACGCCUCCGAGCGAAAGAAUGUCGCAAGGGCAACAGAGCGAGGCCCCGCCGGGGGGGCAAGCCUCAUCGCCCAAUCGACGUGCUCUGCCGCGGGAUCAGUCUGGCGCCUCGCCCACCGAUCAGUCGAUAUCGAGCACCUCUAUGCAGAAUAUUCCCGUGCUCCCUCCGUAUCCUGGAGACGAGACGACUAUGCCCACGGGUCCGGCGGCUCAUCUCGAUAUCGACGCCUUCCCUCCACCUCCGCCGCCUCCGAAAUCACAGCAGAGCGCCUUUGCUGCUUUGCAGAGGGGAGGCGAUCUUGAGAGAAGGGCAUCGAGAAGAUAUUCCGCCUAUCAAAUAUCUAAGCAUCUCGGGGCCCCGACUAAUGGUGUGCCCAUGCUACCUCCCCAGAACACUCCGAUACCGAACCGCGGACGCAAGGAAGUUAGGGAAUCCAUGCGAGCGGUCCAAGGCCGAGAACCUCUACGGUCUAGCCGCAAUGCACCCGGCCAGCCAAAAAGCGCCUAUGAGUCAUCUUCACCCGUCAGGAUACCUAGCAGGGUGUCCGAGGAGGGCUCGAAGCCCGACUUACCUCCUCCCGACUCGGAAAGCCCUCCAGCACGAUCGCCGGACGAUAGGUACAGGCCAAGUGCCACGAUAUCCGGGCCUUUAGACGAUGCAUUUCCGGCAAGCGCGCCUGGAUCGCCGGAAAAGCCGCGGCCGAAAAUAGACACGCAACUUGUCGAGUCGAGGCCACGACCCCAGACUCCGCCAGAGAAGGAACAAAAGCCGGCUCCUCAGAGGCAGUCACCGCCUCUGGAAAAGGAGCUAACCCUAUUCCUACAAUAUAAGUCGAAGGUGAAGAAGUUCGUUCUUCCUGAGGGCUAUACAGGCUUGACAAUUGGACGCUUGCAGCUAGCUUUCAUCGAGAAGUUUUCAUGGAACACCGCCUUGAACGGAAGCGAUCUACCCGAGAUCUACAUCCAGGACCCCAUCUCCGGCGUCCGGCACGAGCUCGAAGACCUCUCCGAUAUCAGGGACCGCACCGUCCUCGCCCUGAAUGUCGAACCCCUCGACGAAGUCAAGAAACACUUCGACGAGGGUCUGGGAUCCCUGAAGAAGGCGGUAGAGGAAGUGAGGCAAAACGUCACGGAUCAGGGAUCGGCUUUACAAAGGGUGUCCGAUCGCCAACUCGAAACUGCCAAGGAGAUGGCUCGUAUGGCGGCAGCGCCGCCGUCCGUAAUGGACAGCCCGAAGUCCGGCGCAGGCCGCAUAGGCGCUAGGCUCAACCCCAGCCAACUUAGGGAAUUGCACAGUCUGCGCCGCGAUCUCGCCGUCCUACGACAGACAUACUCGAACUUCCAGACCGAGAUCCAGAGCUCUAUGUCUUCACUGCGGAACAAAGCAGCGAACGUCAAGGUUGCAGCGGCCAAGGCUUCAGUAUCUGACGCAGAAGGCAGCUCGGGCCAUGCCUACGUGAGCAAGGGUCGUAAGCAACUUAACUCGGAUUCCGAUCGGCUUGUCAACAAGGUAGACGACCUUCAAGACCUUGUUGAAGACUUGCGCAAGGACGUCGUUAAUCGCGGCGUGAGACCGCUGCCUCGCCAGCUCGAGAGCGUAUCCAAAGACAUCCAGGUCUUAACCAAGGAGCUCAAGAAGGUGCAAGAAUAUAUGAAACGGGAGAAGCCAGUAUGGACAAAGAUCUGGGAGAAGGAGCUGGAAGAGGUCUGCCAAGGCCGAGAUGAACUCAAGGUCAUGGAAGAUCUUAUGAUCGAUCUUCAGGAUGAUAUCGAGAAGGCCUCGGAAACCUUUGCGCUUGUGGAGCAAGCUACUAAGGAGCAAAUGAAGGAGAACGUGCCCGCGGCAAGGCAGUUCUCAAAGGGCUUGCAUAACCUCGGCAAUAGCGCCGACCCGUCCGCCGCCAAAGAAGGUGUGCUAGGCGAGGUAAGGGCGCUGCAGCCAAACCACGAAGAUCGGCUGGAAGCCAUAGAACGCGCAGAGAAGCUGCGCCAAAAGGAAUUGGAAAGCCGGCAGGACAACCCGCUGAUGAAGGAACUAACGGAUUUCGUCGAGGAAGGGAAGCUCAAGAAGAGCGGUGGGUUCGAGGAGGUCGAGAGGGCGAGGAAGGCCAAGGACGACCGCAUACGACGAGAAGUCUGGGAACGAAUGAAUGGAAUCAUACCUGAAGACCCGGUCGGCGAACAAGACGGACACACCGAGGUGGGGGAACCUGUCGGGACACCGGAUCGUGAUGAUGAUAUAUAAUGCUCGUGCAGGAGCAUCCGGACGACGUACUUUUCUAUCAACUCAGAGCCUUCCUAAGCGGUGCUUGGAAUUAUUUGGCCUCUCCAUAGCCUAGGCGUCUUUUUUUUUCACUGCUCGAUUUUUUGUCCAAUCGGCCUCUGGUUUUUUUUUUUUUUUUGAUUCUCGGAACUCUGGAAGAGCGAAGGA
Durotheca rogersii is the source of this 3457-nucleotide messenger RNA. Its product is annotated as AIP3-domain-containing protein. The record is from RefSeq and is a predicted model, not a curated record. Lineage: Eukaryota; Fungi; Ascomycota; Sordariomycetes; Xylariales; Xylariaceae. Gene Ontology annotation, biological process: establishment of cell polarity. The annotation marks the transcript as partial. Gene Ontology annotation, cellular component: cytoplasm; cell tip. Gene Ontology annotation, molecular function: cytoskeletal regulatory protein binding. The transcript has 2 exons.